This is a messenger RNA of Phyllopteryx taeniolatus (common seadragon), 2424 nucleotides long. It is a transcript of the gene zpax4, whose product is annotated as zona pellucida protein AX 4. Lineage: Eukaryota; Metazoa; Chordata; Actinopteri; Syngnathiformes; Syngnathidae. The transcript has 16 exons. The coding region runs from base 73 to 2346 and encodes 757 amino acids. The record is from RefSeq and is a predicted model, not a curated record.
GUCGCGACGAGGGCCCUCCGAUUGGCCGGUCGGUUCCAUGAAAAGCCGGUCUCAGGCGGGCCGCAUGCAGCGAUGGCUUGGAUCUUUGACUUGUGGGUGGUGUCGCUGCUCUCCGCGUUGGCGGAUCCCGUUCCCGAUGGUGUCCUGGACAUGGAGUGUCACGAUAGGUCCUUCGUGAUAGCUGUGGACCUCUCGUUCGCCGGGGACGACGCUCGCUUCGAGGCCGUCGACGGGACGGGCGCGUACGCCAUCACUGAGCCGUACGCGGCCAAGUGCGGCUACACGGUCACAGUCUCCCAGCCGAGCGGCCUCGUGGAGCUGCGCUCGUCCUACUUCAGCUGUCACACGGACAAGCAGGAUGAUCGAGUGUUCACGUUCAGCUUCAAGCUGUUGGUGAAACGCGAGGGGGAUGCGGUCUACACGUUGAACAAGACCUGUUCUCCAGCCCUGGCGUGGUCUCCUCGAGAGGUCUCCUGCGAGCUCAACUACAUGGAGGUGUUGGUCAAGAGCCAAGUCUCGUGUGCUGCCGGGAAAAAGGACGACAACUGGAACAUUCUCAGACAUGCGCACAACUCGUCCACUUCAGACUGGCAGGUGAUGUUCCAAAGGGACGAGGAGGAGAUUGCACCGAUGAGCCUCUCGGACGCCCGCAAGCAAGGCUACGCGUUUGAGGUGACCGACGGCAGGUUCAUGUUCCGCGCCCCCUACGGACAGCCAGAUUCGUUCAUUGCCAUGGUGAACAACAUCCCGGUCGAGGUGGUCCACGCCACGCUGUUCUCCAGACAACGCUGGUUGGUCAUCAUGGUGGACCUGGUGGCUGCAUGCUCCACACACCAGGGCGCUUACGAGGACGGCGGCCACGUGGUUUUCAAGACUCCCGAGGCGCCCUAUCCCGGUCCCGAUGUCACACGGAUCCGUGUCGGGUUCGACGGCGCCGACGUGGUGACUGAGAACGAGACGGUCCAAAUUAGAAUUCCCUUGGACAUCAAGGGUGGACUCAGGAAGAGCUUUGCGAGCGGCGGUCUCUACGAGUUCUACACUUUCCAUCUCGACCUGGAGCAAAUGUUUGAGGACGACGGGGCAGAGACCAGGCUGCGCCUUCGCCGGAUUCUGACCACGCCCCUACUGCCGCGCCCUCUUUUUACCCAAAACCGAAGCGUCGUCGAGGAGCGGCUCUUCCAGGUCUACCUGGGCGACGUGCCAGAGGACGUCCGCUUGGUUUCGCUCCGGCUCAACGGGCGCGAGGCGCCGUUCACCAACUCGUGUUCGGUCGCCGACGUCGCGCAACCCGCCCACGGCCACGGGUACUUGCUGAACGUAUCAUUUGACGAUCCCGCCGUCACCCAGCAGUACUACGAAGUGUACCGAACUCUGCAGUACAGUGUGGACAUCAACUACACGCUGAGUGUUCUGCCAGAAAACGAGCUCUACUACCACUCUGUGAGAGUCACGGCACUGGCUGGCCCCUCUCCUCCAGUGCUGGAUGCGGUCUGCUCGGAGUCGGGCAUCCGCUUCAACGCGGACCGCUGGGCUUUCGACUUCCUGUGGUCCAUCGGCGUGGGCUCUGUCACCCUGACGCCAGAGCUGGCAACGCAGCGGGGCUACAAGAUGAGAAACGAUAGUCAGAGACUGCAGCUGGACGUGCCGGUCUACUCUCAAGGCUUUCGCUACGAGGAAAUCACCCUGAAGCGGUUCUUGGGCACUUUUGAGAUCCUUAUAAAAGAGCGUCUAACAUCGGCUGUUCAGAGAUCCAUUACAAAGACUUGUCCUUUUGUGACCUCUGAACUUAUUGUGUGUUCAACUGACGGGAGGAUGACCGUGGUGGCCGACUUGUCUCUGAUGACCCCGAGCGGCGCGACCCCGUCCACAAGCAACCUACUGGAUGUUUUCUGCGGCCCCGCAGAGGCAGAUGACGCCAGGGCGCUUUUCUCUUUCCCGCUCAAUAGCUGUGGCUCCAAAGUCAAGCUCAGCAAGGGUAACGUGAUUUAUCGCAACGAGAUUUUCUACAGCAAGAAUUCGGAUGACUCAGAGGAGGCCAAUGAGAGGUUGGUGGUGCAGUGCUCGUAUCCUCUGGAAGGCCUCCACCGGCUCUUCUCCACGUACAGGUUCGAGUCGGACGACCCGGGCACGGGUAGCAUCUCCAGCGGGCGGCUCACGGCAGGAUUCCGUGCCGCGGCUCUACGCGGUCCCGUCGCCACCGCGAGAGCGCUCCCCACGCCGCCGAAGACGACUGCCGCGAGGACCGCCGCGGCUCCGGUCCGGAAGCGUCUGGGCUCCAAUCCCGGUGUGCACUACAUCCGGGUGUCCAAACAUGGCAAACCUCACCCUGAUGUUCGAAAAGGUUAAGCAACCUUAAGUUGGUCAAAUUGUCCUCCUGCAAUAAAACGCCAAACUGUUAAAUUUCUUCACACGAGCGAAAGGAUG